CCGAUGCUUGCGUUGUGCCUUGCUUUCGCCGCCGGCGCGUCGGCACUCGUCGCGCUGCCAACGCCCGUGCACGUCCCGAUCGUCAGCAGUGGUCGUCGCGUUUCGCAGCUGCAGUGCGUAGCAGCGACCGAGGAGGAGAAGACGCUGUUAGCGGCUUCGAAGAAGGUCACGCUCGCGGCCAAGCGCUUCGGCGUCACCCAGGGCAAGCAGGCGCAGGCAUGGGUUGAGCAGGCGGUCUCGGCCGGCGACGCGAGCGCCUCCGGGCUGAUGGAGAUGCAACUGACUCUCUUUGAGGAGUGCCAGCUGGACGACGAGAGCGGCCGCUGCAAGGCGCUUACCGAGGCGAUUGAGGCGCUCAGCUCCGCGGUAGAGGUUCGGCGCAACGCGCCCAAGGACACGGAGUUCGAACUCAUCCUCGGCCCCACCGCCAUUCAAGAGGCGGCGACGAAGCUGCGCGCCUCGGCGGCGACCUUUGGUCCCGAGCAGAAGGAGGCGGCGAACGUGUGGAUCAAGAAGCUCACGUCCGGCGAGGCGGCGAGCGGCGCGGGCUUGCUCGAGGAGCAGAUCACGCUCUUUGGCGAGUGCGUGCUCAGCGAGGGCUCGACGCCCUCCAACUGCCAGCUGUUGGAGGAGGCGCUCUGCGAGCUGCAGGCGGCCAUCGAUUCGUGCCAGUCCGAAGACGAGUGCGAGCCAAAGGCGGUGGCGGAGGCGGUGGCGGACGAGCUGGUGGCGGCGCCGGCGCCCGCCGUGGAGAUCAUCACCUCUGGACGCAAGCGCAAGGCGGUCAAGCAGUUCCUCAAGAAGCUCGUUGGCAAAGCUAACUGACGGCGCUGCGGGGUCUCGGCGCCGGUGCACGGCCACACCGCCCUCCCCUCCCUCACACGCGAUGAGGAGCGAUCCGAACGUGGUAUCGGGUGAACUAUUCACUAUUUUGCACUUGGAUUUCGCUACGAUAUUCUCCACCUCAUUCUCAUCAGGGUCGAUUCCGCAUGUGUGGGCACACGCCGCGCGUAGGGCCAUUAGGGGCCUAGAGAACACCCCCUGUCCCCAAUAUUAAAAAAAGGGACAAAGUACAA
Emiliania huxleyi CCMP1516 is the source of this 1076-nucleotide messenger RNA. RefSeq lists its product as hypothetical. NCBI's taxonomy places the organism in Eukaryota, Haptophyta, Isochrysidales, Noelaerhabdaceae. The coding region runs from base 4 to 825 and encodes 273 amino acids. The record is from RefSeq and is a predicted model, not a curated record. The transcript is spliced from 7 exons.